Capsicum annuum is the source of this 2117-nucleotide messenger RNA. Its product is annotated as omega-3 fatty acid desaturase, chloroplastic-like. The record is from RefSeq and is a predicted model, not a curated record. The transcript is spliced from 7 exons. NCBI's taxonomy places the organism in Eukaryota, Viridiplantae, Streptophyta, Magnoliopsida, Solanales, Solanaceae. Gene Ontology annotation, biological process: lipid metabolic process. Gene Ontology annotation, molecular function: oxidoreductase activity, acting on paired donors, with oxidation of a pair of donors resulting in the reduction of molecular oxygen to two molecules of water. The coding region runs from base 488 to 1801 and encodes 437 amino acids.
AACCAGUUUGACGAUGGUAUCAGUAUUUGAAAGCAGCAAGAAAGGAAAAUUAAAUUGUGGAGGAGAAAAAGGUUAGGUUGAGACUUGAGAGUCGAUGAAAAUACCAACAAUGGGACACGCUUAGUUUAUUCGCAUAAAAAUCACGUUCUUCCUUUUUAUUUAGUGUUCAGAUGAGGCGGAUAUCUGAAUAGGAAAGGCAGAAGAAACAGAGGUGUGCUAAUAGUGGAUAUCAUGUCCAACUAUAUAACAAUUGGACCAUGAAGAGAUAAGAGAAACAAGAUAAUCUACAAGUUGAGAUUUCUGUAGGUCUAGUUGAAGGAGAGACACAUAUCCAACUAGUCCUUAGCCAAAGGGAAAGAAAGAUACUAGUGCUAUAUAAUUUUAAUUUGAGAUCUUGCCUUUUUAUAUCUGCAUCUCUCCUCCUCAUUGAUUGAGGGAAGAGAGAAAGAGAGAGAGAUUGAGAGCUUUUCUCUUUUUUUCUCCCAAAAUGGCAAGUUGGGUUCUAUCAGAAUGUGGUGUCAGACCACUGCCAAGAAUCUACCCAAAGCCCAGACCAGGGUUAGCUAGCUCCACCGCCACCACCAAUAUAAAUCUGAGAAUUUCACCUACACGCACAGAUCUGGUGUCGAGGAACUGCUGGGCAUUGAGGGUUAGUGCACCACUUAGGAUCCAAACUGUGGGAGAAGAAGAAAAAGAGGAUAAUAAAAAGACAAGAACAAGUAAUGAUGAAUAUUUCGACCCAGGGGCACCACCCCCAUUCAAGCUAUCUGAUAUUAGGGCAGCUAUUCCUAAGCAUUGUUGGGUCAAAAAUCCAUGGAGGUCCAUGAGUUAUGUCGUGAGGGAUGUCGCUAUUGUCUUGGGACUGGCGGCUGCCGCUGCUUAUUUGAACAAUUGGGUUGUUUGGCCUCUUUAUUGGUUUGCUCAGAGUACAAUGUUUUGGGCACUUUUCGUUCUCGGUCAUGAUUGUGGCCAUGGAAGCUUUUCAAACAACCACAAGUUGAACAGCGUUGCUGGACAUAUCCUUCAUUCUUCCAUUCUUGUUCCUUACCAUGGAUGGAGAAUAAGCCACAGGACUCAUCAUCAGAACCAUGGACAUGUUGAGAAUGACGAGUCCUGGCAUCCUUUAUCUGAGAAGGUUUACAACAGUUUGGAUUAUGCCACAAAGAAAUUGAGGUUCACUCUACCCUUCCCCUUGCUGGCAUAUCCUUUCUACCUGUGGGGUAGAAGCCCUGGAAAGAAAGGUUCUCACUUUGAUUCAAACAGUGAUUUGUUUGUCCCAAGUGAGAAGAAAGAUGUGAUUACUUCAACUUUGUGCUGGACGGCAAUGGCUGCAUUUCUCGUGGGUUUGUCCUUUGUCAUGGGUCCUAUCCAAUUGCUUAAGCUCUAUGUCAUUCCCUAUUGGGGCUUUGUCAUGUGGCUGGAUAUAGUUACCUAUUUGCAUCACCAUGGCCAUGAUGAUAAACUUCCUUGGUACAGAGGAGAGGAAUGGAGUUAUCUGAGAGGAGGGCUUACAACGCUUGACCGUGAUUAUGGAUGGAUUAACAACAUCCACCAUGACAUAGGGACACAUGUGAUACAUCAUCUCUUCCCUCAAAUCCCACACUAUCAUUUGGUAGAAGCAACUGAAGCUGCUAAACCAGUGUUAGGGAAAUAUUAUAAGGAGCCAAAGAAGUCAGGGCCUCUACCAUUUUACUUGUUGGGAUAUCUCAUUAAAAGCAUGGAGGAGGAUCACUAUGUCAGUGACACAGGGAACGUAGUAUAUUAUCAAACUGAUCCUAACCUUUCUGGAUGUCAGAAAUAGAAUCCUAGUAUAGCAAAUACCUGUUAAUCAGGCAGGUGAUUCUUUUUCACUAACACUAUGGACAUGCUCAUUCGAUUCAAGUUGGUUGUAUAACCACAAGUGAGUCAGCUAGCUCCCCCCCUCCAUUAAAGAAUGGGGAAAGUUCUAUAUUCAAUUGUUUCCAUAUUGUAAUAAUUGAGUGGAGAAAGAUAUUACUACUAUCUUGAGGACCUUAUAAACGACCUCCUGUUGGGUUGACCGAGAAAGUAUAUUAGUAUUACGUAUUCUGGAUUCGGAAAUGAUUAUAAAAAGAUACCAGUCCACAACUUUUAUUUUA